Molecule: messenger RNA, 1056 nt
Organism: Nematostella vectensis (starlet sea anemone)
Lineage: Eukaryota; Metazoa; Cnidaria; Anthozoa; Actiniaria; Edwardsiidae
Exons: 1
Coding region: 140-766 (208 amino acids)
Source: RefSeq, a predicted model, not a curated record
AAAUUCUUCGCCGAUCUCUAUUCCUGACUUCACUCCUAGAUGCGGCCCGAAAAACCUACCUGGAAACUUGUCUCCCCUAUCUUUCUUUGAGUUGUUUUUCAAAUCAAAGGUGAUAGAACUCAUUGUGACCGAGACUAAUAUGUAUGCGGUUCAAUGCAACACUGACGAGUUUGACGAAGAAGGAAGGAAGAAAGCUAAGGACGCGAAUUGGUUCGACAAAGAGGGAAACAUCAAACCUCUAACAGUCGAAGAACUGAAGGCGUUUCUCGGCAUCACCAUCAUGAUGGGCAUUGUUGACCUCAGCGAUCAGCAUCGCUCAUACUAUACGGUAUCCUCAAGACGACAUGUGAAAUGGUGGAAAUAUUUAUUUUAUUUUUACAUGGACAUCUCAAUAAUCAACGCAUUGCAGCUCCAUGGCCAGAGUGCUGAAGCGAAACUUACUAACUUCGAGUUUAGACUUGCACUCGCAAAGAGCCUCAUUGGAACUUACGAGGGAAGACAGCGAGCCGGACGUCCACGCGUUCUCCCGGUUAUCGCGGAUGUCGAGCACUUUUCGGAGAAAUUGGCAGACAAGGCGAAAGCCUGUAAAAACUGCCAAUCUAAGAACAAGCGCCUAAAAGCUGGAAAUCAGGCAGUGAAACGUGCAAAGGAAACGCGAAACGGGUGCCGAAAGUGUGAUGUUCACUUGUGCGUGGGAGGUGUGAAUGGCACCAGCAGCGCAGAGACGACAACAAAUAAACUGAAAUACGGACAUUCCCCUGCUUGAGGAAAGGACAGCAAUAACAUCAGAGCUUAGUUUAAUACUCCAUGCCACUGAAUUCUAGUUUCUAUAGCUUUCUGCUUCUCUUGACAAAGACUGUACAAUAGGUGGAUUAGUGGCGGGAAAUUCAAAAACAUGAUUUUCAUUGCUUUGUAAUUCUCUUAAACCAAGCUUGUUUGACCCCAUUUUAGGCUUAAAAGAAUACUUAUUAUAUGGGGAGUAAGCAAUUUCUAUAUUGUUAGCUACAAUAAUCAGUAGUUUCCUUACGAUAAAGCAAUGUUUGAAGGUGACUAUAA